ACACAACACCACACAACCAUGACACACGGCAUGCCAUGACUGUUUGUCGGCCUGCUGAUGGGUUCGUUUUGGAGGUUUUGUGCUGGAGUUUAACACAAUUACUGCACAGUUCCGUCAUAAGUCUCCAUUAGAGCGGUUCGUCGGCGCGGCUGGCAACAUAACUCGUAGAAGUACCCGGUCGCUACACAAAGCCAAUAUUUGCUUAUCUUAAAGAAAUAAACAAAUGCGGUUAGUUUCGAAAAAGUGUUUAAGAAAGUCUAAGAAAACCUCUCAUCCUCUGUGUCGCGGAAGAGUACUCGACCGGAUUAGCGCCUGCAGAUGUGUACUUGUGCCUCUAAUUGAAACGAAAAUGAAUUGCAAAUUGAGGCAGGCCCAUCGGCAGAUCGGUAAAAAAUCAAUCUGAAAAUAGACAUCGACAAAAAGAGAGCAACAGUUGAUCGAACUUAAUUCCUUGAGUGUACGGAUGUUGCUGUCGUUGUGUUGAAAACUAAAAAAGAAAGAAAAGAAAAAGAAAACAAAACAAAGGCAAAACAAAACAAAAACAAAACAAAUUGAGUAGAGCGAAAGAAAUCACAAUUGCCGAACCAAGUGACAAGAUGUUUAUAUUUUCUAAGUGGAUCUACAGUUGUGUGAUAGUCGAAGGGACGGUGUAGAUUGCCAGCUAGCCAAAGGGCAUGUGUAACAUUUCAUUUGACUACCAAAUCAAAAAAAAAAGUGCGCGAACGCCAAUGUAACCAAAAGGCUGAUUAAUGAUUAUUAAAAAUUAAAAAAACAAAUUCAAGAAACAAAACAAAAACAGAACGGCAGCAGUGGCCGAACAAAGUGAAAGAAUUAAAAAAUAAAACAAAAAGUUUAAAAGUGCAAUAAAAAAUAGUGAGCAAUCGUUUUUCGUUUUUUUUUUUCUUAUUUUAAAUGAGCAAAAAAACAUAAACGCCAAAGAUUUCGGUGUAAAGUAAACAACAGCAACAACAACGCUCACAAACCGAUCGAAUGAAAGGAGUUAAUGAUACGUUUUUUAUGAGUUAUGGUGAAAUAAUUUUGUGCGGCGGCUUUUCAGUAGACUGCGAUGGCGGUGGCGAUAAGAGUGUAUUUGUAGUUGUUGCUGUUGGCAGUAAUGAGUGUAAAUGAGUGCGUGUGUGUAACUGUGCUAUUCAACAAUAACAUUUAGAGUAAUUAAAAUGAAAACAUUUCGUUGCUUUCUUCAUGCAACUCCUAAAAAGUCGAUUCGUUACAAAAAGAACAACGACAACAGCAAUAAAACUCACAUAAAAUAGCUGAACUGUAAGAUAUACCGAAAAUAGCAAUUGGCCCCAGCAAAAAACAAAUCACAGAGAGAAAUUGCAUUCCACACAGAGCUACAGCUACAGCUACAGCUCAGCACCACAUCAGCGUCUAUAGAUCACCAAUUAUGAUGGCAUUUUCACGUUCAGUGUCAAUUAUUUAAAGUUUACUACUGCCGCUGGUAUCUGGAAAACAAGCCAAGCUUCCAUCCAUCCAUCCAUCCAUCUAGCCAUCUAUCCAUUCAAGUAUCGGAUGUUGCAUCAAACACAACACAACCCAACACCACAGCAAGAGUUCAGUUCAUCUCAACGGUAGCCAUCAUCGUUUCAUCCAAUAUUGUCUGACUGGCUGGCUGACUAACUGACAAGGCCAACAGCUUAGAAAAGCAAACACAACCGCAAAGGAAUUGCCACUGCAACAGUGGCAACGAGGGUGGCAGCAGCCGCCACAACGCUUCAUCAUCUUCAUCUGCUGUUUCAUUUUCAUUUUCUUCUGCACUGCAUUUGGUGGCAUCCAUGACUUAAUGAGAUUGCCGACUUUCGUGCUCGAAGUACAACGGCGACAUCAACGGCAACAACAGUGGCAACAAAUUGAUUCACACACGCUUGGAAGAUGAGGAAGCAUCGCUAUAGUCGACAAUGGCUAGUCAGUCAGGGUGAAGAUGACAGUGUCAAGGGUCGAAGAGGUGUCCUGCACCAAAAUGCCAGACCUGCACCUUCGCCUGCUCAACUGGACAUCCUUGAGGUAGUUCAUGUCACGGGACGAAGCAAAUGUGAACGUCAGGGGUAUACCACGCGCACUGCGAGAAGUCACCUCCGGUUGUCGGAAAGAUCAGGAGAUCGUUUUUACCAAAUACUAGAAGUAUUAUUAGCUAUAGUAUUAGUCAAUUUUCUAGCGUGUAGGCUAACAGACUUCCCAAUGGCCGUGGCCGCGUUUGGUUAUGGGGCCCCAGCAGCCAGUUUCCCGAGUCACAAUUUGCAAGGCAAUUUCGGGGGGAGCCAUCAACCAUAUACGGACUCGGACGAAAUUGAAGAUCCCUAUUAUCGCCAGGCGCACAGCAUUGGCGGAUCCGCAUUCGGAUAUAACGGACUGCAGCUGCAACACAACCUGGACGACAAUUUGCUGAGAAGUCAAAACUUUAAGAUCAGUCCCAAGCCAUGUUCGGUGGGCCGCAUAGAGGGCACCUGUAUGUUUGUGUGGGAGUGUAUAAAAUCAGAGGGUCGCCAUGUGGGCAUGUGUGUGGACUCGUUCAUGUUUGGUUCAUGUUGCGCCCACAAUUACACGGACAACAUUGUACUGCCCAAUACGUUUUCGUACACCCGACCGACUAAGCCCAUCGGCAUGGGAAGCAUGAAUCACAGGCCCAGGCCGCCACAGCAUCCCCACAAGCCGAGCAUAAUAGGUAUGACAACCAUCGAGAGGCCCCACGGAGCUGGAACGUUAGUCAUACGUCCCUCUGGUCCUCAUCAUCAGGGGCCACUGGUGAGGCCGCAACAGUCGAAACCUUCAUACAGCACAGCCACAGGACUGGUCACAUCAACCACAACGGAUAACCCCACUUUGAUUUGGACUUCGAGUGCGGGACAGGGGGAUUUACAAUCAUCGGCCAGUAUAUCUUCGGCCACCACAAUUAACCACCAGCAACAUUGGCACUUGACAACCGAACCGAACUUUAUAACCAAGCCUAGACCUCCUGCAUGGGAUAAGCCGGGAACGUUCAGACCCAAACCUCCGAAGCCCAGUAAAAAGCCCAUAAUGCCCUCCCAAACAGAUUGGCACACCACCCAAUCCCAAGUGGCUUACAUAUCGCCCUCCUAUGGUUCAUAUUCCACCAGGAAACCAACAACAACAACAAUUUCUCCCACAUUGUCAUCAACCACCACAUGGAAGACGAAUGCAACAAGCACAACAACUACAUCAACAACAGCUUUAACACCGUCAUCAUCAACAACAACGACGUCGUCUACAUCAACAACAACAACAACAAUGAACAAAACGAAGCCCCAGUUUGUGGGACAAAACAGCAGACCGACAACAGUGCCAGCAUCUAGUUUCACCUAUGCCAAACCAACCUCAAGUAGUUCGGCAGCAACGACGACGGCGGUAACAACACCCAUCAGCACGUCAUCCCCGAGGCCUCCGUCAUCAUCAUCAACAGCAACCACAACAACAGCAUUCAAUACCAAGAAACCGGCGACGACAACGAUGACGACGGCAACAACAGCAGGUGUUUUACCCACCAAAACAACAACACAAAGACCAACGUCAUCUUCCCGACCGUAUACCACGACCAGCUCAACUUCGCCCUCAUCAGCGUUGCAUACAUUGCCCGCCACCAAUAUUAGCGCCAUUGAAUCAAACGAAAUUGCUGAUAACUCCGUUGAUGGCGGCGACGUCAUAAAAACCGUUUCAGCAGCACGCAGUGAAUGUGGAGUGCCUGUGUUGACGCGGCCGGAAACGCGUAUUGUUGGCGGUAAGAGUGCUGCCUUUGGUCGAUGGCCUUGGCAGGUGUCGGUGCGUCGCACCUCUUUCUUUGGGUUUUCAAGUACGCACCGGUGUGGCGGUGCUCUCAUCAAUGAAAACUGGAUUGCCACGGCUGGCCAUUGUGUCGACGACCUAUUGAUCUCGCAGAUUCGAAUACGGGUGGGCGAAUAUGACUUUGCACACGUGCAGGAGCAAUUGCCCUACAUUGAGAGGGGCGUGUCGAAGAAGAUUGUCCAUCCGCAGUAUAACUUUUUCACAUAUGAGUACGACUUGGCCUUGGUGAAAAUGGAACAGCCAUUGGAGUUUGCCCCACAUGUCAGUCCCAUCUGCUUGCCCGAAACCGAUAGCCUUCUGAUCGGUAUGAAUGCCACCGUAACGGGGUGGGGUCGAUUGAGUGAAGGCGGUACAUUGCCAUCAGUUCUUCAGGAGGUCUCAGUGCCCAUUGUUAGCAAUGACAAUUGCAAGAGUAUGUUCCUUAGGGCGGGUCGCCAGGAAUUCAUACCGGAGAUUUUCUUGUGUGCGGGUUAUGAGAACGGCGGACAAGACUCUUGCCAAGGUGACUCCGGCGGCCCAUUGCAGGUGAAAUCGCAAAAUGGCCAUUACUUCCUAGCCGGCAUCAUUUCGUGGGGCAUUGGUUGUGCUGAGGCAAACUUACCCGGUGUCUGUACAAGGAUUUCGAAAUUCGUGCCUUGGAUAAUGGAGAAUGUGACGUGAUUGGCCAAAAAGCUGCCAAACUCUAAGCCAGCUUAGUGCGCUUCGCCUUCCACGCUGGUUGCACCAAUGUAAAUACUCGAUGUUCGAUAAAUUUGUUAAUUAUUUGUUUUUGUAGUUGUAGUUGUACUCUCUUUGAGAGCUUAACUUUGUCCUUAUUUUUUAUUGUGUAUUUUAUUUUAAUUUAUUUUCUAAUUUGUGAUUUUAUUUAUUUCCCAAUAUUUCGUAAGCUGUAGUUAGCUCCAAACACACAAUAUUUGAGUGUGCGCCUACCCAAAACCAUAUUGUAAAUAUAUAUUUAUUAUUAUAGAAAAAGAGUCAUGUCAAAUAUAAAUAUUAACACUAAAUCUUAGAGGAAGGAAACGUAUGAAAUUAAUUUAAUUAAAAAAUAAAUAAAUAAAGAAAUAUAUCGUCU
Molecule: messenger RNA, 4891 nt
Organism: Musca domestica (house fly)
Lineage: Eukaryota; Metazoa; Arthropoda; Insecta; Diptera; Muscidae
Gene: Sb
Product: serine proteinase stubble
Exons: 10
Coding region: 1894-4479 (861 amino acids)
Biological process (GO): proteolysis
Molecular function (GO): serine-type endopeptidase activity
Source: RefSeq, a predicted model, not a curated record